GCCCUUCAGUGACCCACCUGCCGCCACCUGGCACCACACCGCCCUCCCCACCCCCAGCCAAGCUCUACACCCCCUGCCCCUGCUCCCUGUGCUGUCCAGCCACCUACCCCAGCCUCCCUCCACGUUUCCCUGACACCACACCGCCCGUCCUACCCCCGGCCAAGGUCUACAACCCUUGUCCCUGCUCCCUGUGUUGUGCUGUCCCCAACCCCCCUCCGCCUUUCCUUGGCACCAGACCGCCUCUCCCUCCCCCAGCCAACCUUUACACCCCCUGUUCCUGCCCCUUGUGCCUUCCAGCCCCUUUCCCCAAGCCCCCCAGUUUCCCCCUUCUCCAGUACCCUCCAUAUUUUCUCCCCCCUGGGGCUCGCCCCUCCGCUAUUAUCACCUUUCACCGGUCCCCCAAUCCCCUCUGUCCCCUGUUUUCCAGCCCCCCAUUUUAUUUUGCAUUUACCACAGCUCCUCUUUUCGGUGCACUCUCUGCCUUCCCACGAGAUGGAGGGGGGAACCGUACCGGGUCCUCACCCCCUACUAAUGCUGUCACUCAGACCUCACUCCCCCCACCGCAGACACAACGCCCUAACGGGAGCAUAACUCCAGCCCUUCGCUCCCCACCCACAAACUCCCUCUUUGGCCCCCUUCCCCACGAGGGGCCCCAUUGGGCAGCCAUUGCCCCCCCCGCACAGCCCACCCGGCCGGCCCCCACAGAGGGAGAUGCCAAGGGAACGGGUCGGCCCAAGGGAGAAGUAGAAGAGGUGGUUAUGACCCUUUCGGGGGGGGACAGGACAGGGGACCUGAUGCUCAUCGACCGCCCUCUGGCCCACUACCUCACCCUCACGGACGAGGACGAUGGAGACCCCUCAGUGCCCCAUGGUGAGGUCUCCCCCACUCCCCCACUCCCAAACCCCAUGCUAGCAGGUGGACCAAGGGAGGAACCAGAGGAGACAACGAGGACGAGGCUUUCGGAGGGCGCCCCCAUCCACCUCUACCCCUCAGCCCACCCUCCCCCAGGAACAUCCCCCCCACGCCCCCCACCCCGGCAGGCACUCUCAUGUGAUAGGCGGGGCAGCCAAGGCCAGGGCUUUCUUAGAGGAGCCCUGCUCCCCGACCCCGGACACCCAGCCCCUACCUCCCCCCCCACCAGGUCCCCCCCCUCCCACAGCGGUACACAUCUCCGAGGUGUCGGGUCCAACCUCUUACUCCCACUCCACGCUCUCCACACCUCUGAUCCGCCACCCCUCCCAUCACUUCCCCCGAGCUGCCCCAAGCAGCUAGUCCCAGCCGUUACACCAUCCCACAACGUCGCUCUCCUGCACCUUUGGCUGCUCACCUCUGCCCCCCUUCCCACACCAGCAGGCAUGGACAACCAAAACCAGGUUGGCUGCCGACGGAAGAAGAGAGGCAAAGGCGGCAAGGGGUCAGCUCACCUACUCCCCCCUCCCUCCCUUCCCCCCCAGGCGCCCCUCCUCACCUCACAUCCCUUUGAACCUGCACCAGGCCUUACCCCUAUGGGCCAACCACCACACACACCCCCUCCUAUUCCUGCCCCUCCGCAGGGCCAUGGGAGCGACCCAGCCCACUCACCCUCGGGCUGCCCCUCCUCACCUCUAAACUCCCCCCAGGUGGCAGCAGCUGCGUGCGUCAUCGUGGUGGGGGCCGACGAGAGGAGGGAUGCGCCAAUGGCAGACGCUACCGACUCCUCUUCCCAUACCUCCCACCCCGUUCGGGUCGGCGGCCCCUUUCCGCAACCCAUGGACUCUUGGGAGAGCCAAGGGGGCUCUCGAGAGCAGGGACCAUACCCAAGCUCUGCUCAGCCAGCACGCCCCACCCCACCCCCUACCCUGCCGGCCCUUCCUCCCUUACCAGCAGGCAGGCAGGUUACCGAGACCCCACAGGAGGUGAGGGCUGCCAUCUCAGACUUGCUGGCGAUACAGAGCCCUAGCAGCCCCCCAGACGCCCCCACCCUACCAGUCCCACAGGUCCGGACCCGGACGUAUGCGGAGGUCGCUCACUCUGUCCCUUCUUUUACCCCCCCCACUACUCAGCUAGGCUCGUCACUCCCAUGCCCGAUGGAGUCGGACCUGGUUCUGAGGCCGUGUCACUCGCACCCAGAUGUGGUGGCGCCUCCCCCUGUUCAGCCUGUCACCGACGCACUUCCCGUGGCGCAGGAGGGCACCGGCACCGGGCUCGAGGUCUCCGCUCCUGCCGAUACCUCUCUGCCUGGGGUAGCAGAGCCGCCACGCGGACCCCACCCCGCCGAGGGAGAGGAGCACACCACGGCAUGCUCUUUUGGCUCACCUCCAAAUCCUCCCUCCCGGACUACGAGGCCGGUACGGCCGGGGGACCCGACCCCAUCCAGUGUGGCACCAUCUCCACCUCCGCCGACACCCCUCCUGCACGAGGUCGGUGAGUCUUCUCCUACCCUUCUCCCAGGCGAUCCUCUUGGAGCUCAGGCCGACCAUGGGGUCCCUUCUACAGCCAGUUUCGACACCACGUCCCCGAUUGACCCCACCGACACGGCGACGUCACCCGACCAGGUCGUGAGAUGCCCCACCUGCAAAAGCUCUCUCGCGAACCGAUGCGCGCUCCAGCACCACACUCCCUUCUGCCAUCCUGCGGACGCAGCUCGAAGGGCACAGGCCGUCCAUGACACCACCUCGAUCCUCCCUUCCCACUCACAGCCGCGUGCGACCGGGAUACAGUUCACUGAUGCACAGUGGCAGACCCUCGACUCGGUGGACUGGACGGAGUACUUCUCGCAGGCUGCUGGCCCUACCUUCCUUCUCGCUGCAGCGCCGACCCUUUUCCUCGCUCCAGCGACGCCACCCGACCGCUCGCACACGGCUGCCAUUGCAAAACGCAUCUCCUGCUUUGGUCGAGGUGAGUGGGAUGAGCUACUCUCGGAUGCACUAGGCCGCUGCACACCCCUCCCUCGGCGCACAGGUCACCGCUCACGCAACGCCACCAAUCCCUCCACAGCAGAUGAGCGCCGCAUUGCACGUUGCCUUCGUUUGGCAGUGUGCAAUGAGACCUCACGGGCCUCCGCGGCUCUCGAGUCUGCAGAGGCAGCCCCAGGGACAGCUGGUGGUGGGAGAGGGGACACGGGCUGGGGGACUGCUGGAGCAGAGGGGCGAGGCGGGACAGCCGGGGAGGGGGGCCAGCAGAGGCAGCAGCAGGAGAGCCAGCGGAGGCCACGGGCCCAGGGCGCCACGCCUCCGGGUUUGGGCUCGGGGGUGGGGCAGGGGCGGGAGCAGCAGAGAGCGGACGGAGGUACAGGGGGGGCAGCAGGAUCGGGAGGAGAGGACCAUGGAGUGAGAGAGGCAGCAGGGGAUCGAGCAGAGCGGUUGGGAGGGUUGGGGGAGGGUAGGGAGGGGGAGGGGAGAGGACAGGUGGGUGGAGGAGAGGAAAGGGGGAGAGAGACGACCGGAGAGGAGGCACCGAGGGACCAGACAGGGCAGCAGCCAACCCAGCAGCAGGGACCAGUCGGACGCACUGGCCGUGUAGGCACCUCCUCCUCCCGCAUUCCAGACCUCACCUGCCGCGACGUUGGGCAGACUUUGAUGGUUCUUGUGGAUGCUCAAUGCAUCAUCCGGCAUGCAGUGCGGCAGUUGGGGGGGUCUGACGACGGGUGGAUGCCCGCACCAGUCCCACUGAGUGCGGGGCAGGGUACAUGGCACCACAUCACAGGUCAUAUCCCCUGUCCCCUCAUGCCAUCUGCUCCCCCUGCCCCUAACCUCCGCAUGCCCGCCCCCUCGCCGCCUCCUUUGACCCUCCCUGCCCCCCUCGCCGUUUCCCACCGCCCGCCAUUCGUUCCUCCCCGCCCGUGCCCUCCCCUCGUUUACCUUCUCCUCCCCCCUCCCCUCCUCCACUGCACGCUUCUUCCUUCCCCUCACCAACCUACUCCACUCCCUGCCCCUCCUCAAUCCGCACCCUGCCCCUCGUUUCUCGGCCCCCUGCGCUUGGUUUCUCCCCUCCCUGCCCCUCGCUGCCUUUCUCCGCUCCCCUCCUCCCCCCUCUCCCCGCUCCCCCACUCUCCCCCCCUUGUCCUUGGCUUCCCACCUCCCUGCCCCAUGUUUCCCCCCUCUGUGUGCUCAGCCUCUCCCCUCCCUGCCUCUCCCUCCUCCCGCCCUGCCCCUCAUUUUCCGCUCCCCCACGCCCGGUUUCUCCCCUCCCUGCACCUCCCUUUCUUUCUCCAUGCCUCUCCCUUGUUCCCUCCCUGCCCCUGGCCGCCCAUGCCCCUGUCCUUGGUUUCUCCCCUCCCUGCCCCACGUUUCUUCCCUCCCUGA
This is a messenger RNA of Closterium sp. Naga37s-1, 4283 nucleotides long. The record is from the annotation of a GenBank genome assembly. NCBI's taxonomy places the organism in Eukaryota, Viridiplantae, Streptophyta, Zygnematophyceae, Desmidiales, Closteriaceae.